This is a messenger RNA of Phyllostomus discolor (pale spear-nosed bat), 1717 nucleotides long. RefSeq names its product putative serine protease 47. NCBI's taxonomy places the organism in Eukaryota, Metazoa, Chordata, Mammalia, Chiroptera, Phyllostomidae. Gene Ontology annotation, biological process: proteolysis. The record is from RefSeq and is a predicted model, not a curated record. Gene Ontology annotation, molecular function: serine-type endopeptidase activity. The coding region runs from base 1211 to 1717 and encodes 168 amino acids. The transcript has 2 exons.
CUCUGUCAUCCUGGCUCAAUAGAACAUCAUUUCUGGCCUGGACCUCCAGAGCGGUCUCCCAGCUCCCACCCUGUGUUCUCUGCUUUAGUUUCCACACAGCUGUCUGUUUGUGUUAAAAGGAGUCAUGCCACUUCCCCACUCAGCACCCUAAAUGCAUUAUCAUUUGUGCUUAGAAAACAGUCCAAACUCUAUAUCUUAGCUAUCAGCCCCUGUAUGAUGUUGGCCCCAAUCUCUCUCUGUUUUAUCCCCUACUGAAUCCCUCAUGCAUGCCACCCCAGUCACCAGGUCUCUUUCCUGCCUUGAAUAUGCCAAGGUCAUCCUCACUUCAGUGUCUGAUCCUUGACUCUCAUCUCUGCUGAUAAUCUUUGCAUGACUCAUUUCUACAUCACAUUUACAACUCAGCUCCUCCUCUGAGGAGAUUUACUUGAUUGUGUGAGCUACAAUAGACAAUUCCACAUCUUCCUAUUUUAUUUCCUUCACACUACUUAUUAGAUGUAAAAUAAUUGUAUUUACAUUACUUACCCUAUCUCCUCCAAUGAAAACAUUCCCCUGUAUAAUUAGUGCCUAAAAGAUGACUACAAAGAUAGAUAAAUAGGUUAGUGGCUGGAUGAAAGGAUUGGAAGUAUAGGUGAGAGGAUGGGUGAGUAGAAGGAAAAAAGAUGGAUAAGUGUGUGGUUAGAUGACAAGCAGAUAAAUAGAGUAGGUAUAUUGAUAGAUGGAGAUGGAAAUGGGCAGGAGAAUAAUAGAGGGAUGGAUGAAAAGGUGGUGAUGGAAAAAUGGAGGGAAGGAUGAGUGGAUAAGUAGGGGUAUGAGGAAAGAUGGGUAGAUGGAUGGAGGAAUUAAUAGAUGGAAGGGUAGGAAAGUUAAUGAUAGACAAAUGGAGAAUCGAUAGAAUGGUUAUGAAAAGUGUAGAUGGGUUGAUGAAUGGUCGCUAAGCCCCAGUGAAUGGCAUGUGUCCGUGGGAUUGACCUUUUUUCUUUGUGAAAUAGAAGACAUAUAAUCUAAUGUUAUGAGAGAGGUGGAGAAUAGGAGGAGUUUGAAAAUGUUUGAGAAACAGAGGAGGAGCUAAUUAGGGGUGGUAGAAAGCUGAAGCAAUGUUGAAAGCCCAACUGUGCUGAGAAAAGUCCAUGUGUAGGGGGCAGUGGUGAACAAUAAGAGAGAGUGGGGCUCAGAGUAACCUGGCCUCCUCAGUUAGGCUACAGCACCCUUCAUGGAUCUCCUUCUCCUUGCAGAGCAUCUGCUCCCACCCUUCCAUCUCCAAGAAGGAAAGGUGAAUCUUAUUGAGAACAAGUUCUGUAAUAUGUUAUAUGAGCAAAGACUUGGUAAAGGCAAGACCUACCCUGUGCAUGAGGAGAUGCUGUGUUCCGGGGACUUCUUGACUGGAAAGGCCAUCUGCCAAGGUGAUUCUGGGAGCCCCCUCGUCUGUGACAUCCUCAAUGCCUGGGUUCUGGUAGGGCUGGCCAGCUGGGGCUUGGACUGUCGGCACCCCAUCUACCCCAGUGUGUUCACCAGUGUCACCUACUUCUCUGACUGGAUCAAUGAGAUCCAGAGGAUCACACCUCCUCCUGAUCCCACAGCUGCUCUUCCUCAGACCCCAUUACCACACCAGCCUCUACAGGCUACAGGCUCUUCCAGGCCUGGCAUGGCAGUCGUGCCUACACUGACCUGGCUCUCACUGCUAUCUGUGCUCAGGGCCCAGGGGCAGGCCCUGCAGUGA